Oncorhynchus mykiss (rainbow trout) is the source of this 1799-nucleotide messenger RNA. The record is from RefSeq and is a predicted model, not a curated record. Lineage: Eukaryota; Metazoa; Chordata; Actinopteri; Salmoniformes; Salmonidae.
ACGGAACAGCCAGCCUAGCGGAAGUCGAUUCAAACGUCACGGAUUCGAGAUGGCUGCGUACAAGUUGGUUCUGAUCCGUCAUGGAGAGAGCUGCUGGAACCAGGAGAACCGCUUCUGCGGAUGGUUCGACGCGGACCUCAGUGAAACCGGGGAGCAGGAGGCGAAGAGAGGAGGACAGGCGUUAAAAGAUGCUGGCUAUGAGUUUGAUGUGUGCUACACCUCAGUCCUGAAGAGAGCCAUCCGGACUCUGUGGUUGGUCCUGGACGGGAUCGACCAGAUGUGGCUUCCUGUCCACCGCACCUGGCGCCUCAACGAGCGCCACUACGGAGGCCUGACGGGGCUCAACAAGGCAGAGACAGCGGAGAAGCACGGCGAGGCCCAGGUUAAGAUCUGGAGGAGGAGCUAUGACACCCCGCCUCCUCCCAUGGAGGAGGAGCACAACUUCUACAACAACAUCAGCCAGGACCGUCGCUAUGGGGACCUGACGGAGGAUCAGCUGCCGUCCUGUGAGAGCCUGAAGGACACUAUUGCCCGGGCGCUGCCCUUCUGGAACGAUGAAAUCGUGCCCCAAAUCAAGGACGGGAAGAGGGUUCUCAUCGCCGCCCACGGCAACAGUCUCAGAGGCAUUGUCAAGCACCUGGAGGGUAUGUCAGAGGAGGCCAUCAUGGAGCUCAACCUGCCUACAGGGAUCCCCAUCCUGUAUGAACUGGACAAGAACCUGAAGCCUGUAGGGCCCAUGCAGUUCCUGGGAGACGAGGAGACAGUGAAGAAGGCAAUGGAGGCUGUGGCUGCCCAGGGCAAGGCCAAGAAAUAGACACUGCGCCCCCGCGUGGUCAGGAGGCGUCGGUGUGGCUAGGACACGUUAUAAUGAUAAUAAUCACUCACACAGUGUGACAUUACAUUAUCAUGUUUACACAUAGACAGAUAUGUGUAUAUAACACACACAUACACUUCAAAUACACACAAACACACACAUCACAUUACACUAUAGGUGGAUUUGAUAAGUCUUUGCUUUCCUGCACAUUGAGAUGUCAGUAUUACACAGCCAAUAGGAAUCAGUAAUGCUGGAUUGUACGGAUCAUCAUAAUAUGAGUUGAUCAAGAUUGUUUGAGUUGACCAAAAACACAUAGGAUAGGGACCAGCUAAUAGGGUAUUUACAGUAUCCCAAAACACACAGGAUAGGGACCAGCUAAUAGAGUAUUUACAGUAUCCCAAAACACACAGGAUAGGGACCAGCUAAUAGGGUAUUUACAGUAUCCCAAAACACACAGGAUAGGGACCAGCUAAUAGGGUAUUUACAGUAUCCCAAAACACACAGGAUAGGGACCAGCUAAUAGGGUAUUUACAGUAUCCCAAAACACAUAGGAUAGGGACCAGCUAAUAGAGUAUUUACAGUAUCCAAAAACACAGAAUCAGGACCAUCAUAUAUAGUAUUUAUCUAAAUGUGGAAAAUGAUAGAAAGUGUGCUUUCUACUGCCAUGUAGUUUUGCACUGAGUGAACAUGUAUGUAAACAUUGACGAGCACGUUUGAAAAAGGAAACAUUGAAUCUCAUUGUUAUUGUUGUAUCUCUACGGCAACAGUAUGUUAUCGUGGUUCUGGUGGUUAUUGUUAAAAGGGGCAGGCGGACUUGUUCUGUACUGUACUGCUGACCAUAGAAUUAGAAUGGGUAGAAUGGGCGUCCUCAUUCAGGAGAGGUUCUAUACCCCUUCCACUCAUUCUAAUGUCAUGUUGUUGACCUGUGCUUAGUGUUCUGUGUGGAAUAAAUAAAGAUUCAUCUUAUUAUUUAUGAGCUGUCAAA